ACCGUAAUACCGAUACACGGACACUGUACGAAACUCGUGCGCGCCAUCCACACACGGGUUCGUCGCGUAAGGUCCGCAGCGCACCGCAACGUAUAAUAAUAACAAAAUAAUAUGUAAUAAUAAUAUUGAUAUUAGUUAUAAGGUACAAUGUUAUAAAUAAUUUUAAAAGGUUUUUGAAUUUUAAUCCGGCCAACGGCCGAUGUCCAUAUGAAAUAAUAUUGUAGUAUAGGUGAAUAUCGCGUGAACAAGGCAUAAACAGUUUAUCGUUUUUGAAUAUUAUACACCGUGUAAGUCUUCGUCGUCGUCGGGUUGACGUAUCGCGAUUCGACAACAAAUUCGUAUCGCCCGGAACACACUAUAGACAUGGGUUCCAUCUACUGCUGCUGGAAAUAUUCCUACGGGAACAGAUCGAAUUCCCGCUGACCGGAUGACUGGGUUUGCAGUUUGAAAGCUCGCCAACAACGUUGCUCCAUGUCGGCUGUCUGUUACGAGGGUGGAGUCGGUGGUAGAUCCCGAGCUGGGCUUAGGCUCAGUCUGAACAGGAGUAUCAGUGAGCCGGGCCCAGCAACACCACCGAUUACUGUUACUACACCGACAACCUCGAAACGAUUUCGAUUGGAAUCCAUACCUAGUCUACCGGCUAGUUUACCCGCUAGUCCUAAUUCUGACGGCACACAUUUAAGCGGUGCUCUAAUACUCAACAAGGUAAAACGAAUGAGCAGUGAAUAUUUUAGACAAAAAUUGGAACUUUUCGGGCCAGCGAUUUUAACCAUUGACUGUCGGUCUUUUGUAUGCUAUAACGUCAGUCAUGUGAGAGGUGCUGUGAACGUGAACAUCGCCGACCGUAUCAACAGACGGAGAUUGCAAACUGGAAAAGCCACUUUGGUGGAGUUGGCGUCAUCUAGGGAUGCCAAAGACGCCCUCAGGAGGCGUGGUUAUAGAGAAAUUGUGGUGUACGAUGACUCGACUACAGAUUUAGACAGAGUGCCUCAUAACCAUCCUCUGAUGCUAAUCCUUGCAUCGUUAGUAGACGAUGAAAGAGAACCAUCGUUUCUUAUCGGUGGCCACAAAGAAUUUCAUUCCCGACACAAGGACAUGUGCGAGAAUUCCCUGCUGCCAGCGCCGGUGAGCGCCAGCUGCCCUCCAGAUGUGGAUCGCGAGUCUAUGGACACCCACCCCCUGACCAAGGUGCUGCCGUUCUUGUACCUCGGUAACAGCAAGGAUGCCGACGACCGGGAUGGUAUGACCGCUAUCGGAGUAACCCGUGUGCUGAAUGUGACUACGAGCCAACAGUCACCAUCCCCGACUAUGGACCAUCGCGCUUCUGGCGUAGUGUAUAAGCGACUUUCCGUCUUAGACAACGGGCAUGCCAACCUCAAACAGUAUUUCGAGGAAGCUUUCGAAUUCAUCGAAGGCGCUCGGAAGUCCGGCGGAAGUGURCUGAUACACUGCCAGGCCGGCAUAUCACGGUCGCCGACCAUAGCCAUCGCGUAUGUGAUGCGCCACCGGAAGACGUCCAUGGUGGACGCAUACAAGAUGGUCAAGGCAGCUAGGCCGAUCAUAUCGCCGAACCUUAACUUUAUGGGACAGCUGCUGGAGUUGGAACAGAGCUUACAGCAGUACGAACAACAACAGCAACAACAACAACAACAGCAGCAACAACAACAACAGCAGCAGCAGCAGCAACCGCGUUGCGGACAGUCUUGGGUCGCCGCCCAAUCGGCCGCAGACGAACUGUCGCCCGGGUUUAGCACAUAAAAAAAGGCCGCCGUACCCGACGACCCUACGUACGCACACAUGUGUUCGCAUUUACGGGUUUUUCGUGUAUGUGUGUGCUUGCACGCAUGCGCAGGACAAAGACAAGGUACCGUGUCCCCGCUUCGGGCAUGUUAAGAUAAUAUUAAAUAUAGGUAUAUGUAUAAAUGUAUAAGAUAUAUACGUAUACGUAUGUGUAUAAUAUUUGUUUGUGUCAAUUGCGUUCGAGAUAUUCCAACCUAUUUAAUGUGUUCCUAAUAAUUAGUUUUUCCAUUUUCGCGCAAAAGUAUGUAAAAAAAAAAAUUAUACAUUAAAUGAAUAAUUAAAAUAAAACUAUAGUAAUAAUAUAUAAGUACCUAUAUCUCUAUAUCUAAAUGUAUAUAUAAACUUGCGUAUGUAUCCGUUUAAGAAUGUGAAAGUAUAUAUACAUAUAUAAUAUAUAUAUAUAUAUUUGUUUAUCAUAACGUAUGUGCCUAUUAUUAUUAUUAUUAUCAUCAUCAUUAUUAUUAUAAUAUUGUUGUGGAUAAAAAUAAAAAUCUGUGUCCAUAAUUUGAAUUCGUGGGACAUCAAACAUUAAUAUUGUACGGCAAUUUCUCUGCAGGUACAAUAUAAUAUAUACAUAUAUAUAUAUAUAUAUAUAUAAACUUUAGACACGACGUGAUGACAAUUGCUACACUGGUGUAGACUUGACACGAUUCGAGAAAAACGAGCAUUAUCUAGUCUUGCAAAUUUUGUACAUAAGAUAUAAUAUACGUAUUAUUACUCGCUGAGACUACUA
Diuraphis noxia (Russian wheat aphid) is the source of this 2533-nucleotide messenger RNA. RefSeq names its product dual specificity phosphatase puckered. NCBI's taxonomy places the organism in Eukaryota, Metazoa, Arthropoda, Insecta, Hemiptera, Aphididae. Gene Ontology annotation, biological process: peptidyl-tyrosine dephosphorylation; negative regulation of MAPK cascade. The record is from RefSeq and is a predicted model, not a curated record. Gene Ontology annotation, molecular function: protein tyrosine/threonine phosphatase activity; MAP kinase tyrosine/serine/threonine phosphatase activity; MAP kinase tyrosine phosphatase activity. Gene Ontology annotation, cellular component: cytosol; cytoplasm.